GCUCCUGUGUGGUCCACCUUACUCGUCUUCUUUGCUUCUAAUUAAUGGUGCUUUCCGCCUUCGGCAACCAUCAACGCUUGUAUUGAGGGCGGACUCACUCGUCCCUCUUUUCCUUUCCUUCGGCCACAAAAUAAUGGACAGUCUAACAAGUGCGCAUAAAAAGGUCGUCCGAGCUUUAGGCAUCGCCUGCGCAACACUUCAUGGCUCGUUUCCGUGGGCUACGGCACUAACGGUCGUUGGCGCACACAGCCAUUAAUUCGCCUCAUGUGCAUAUGCUUGAAAUCCGUUCUUGUCAGUAAUACGUACGUGCGAAACUGCUUUGAGCAUGGCUUACCGAACCUAGUAGCCACCACUGAAGCUUAUGGAGUCAUUUGGAACUUUUGUUUAGUUAUGGAUCCGCUAAUGCAAUACAGCCACAGCACCGUCAACGUCAGACGUGGUCUACACACUCCAUCGAACGCCUUCGAAUACAACAAGAAGCAGGUACGCUCUCGCUCGUUGAAAAGUUGUGGCUGGCAUGGUGCGACCCCGAUCAAGCACCCGAUCGGGGCGCGCUUACGGAGUCCCAUUGUUGUGGGCGCCUACACAACGUGUGAUCGGCUGGUCUUCCGGAUUAGGGAACAGACAAUUGUGUGUGCGGGCGUCUGAGAGGUCCGACCUCUAUUGUGCUCGAAACAAAAGAGGUUGGAGUGGAUUGUGCUAUUGUCAUAAGCAAUGCCCGCCAUGGAACACACACACCGAGUUUUCCCUCUUUCUUCGUUCCCUUCACCCACUAUCUUUUGCAGUUAUGCGUCGUCCGACGAGCCUCGUCGUCGACACGUCUUCAACGACCUUGAAUGCAACGAGCUCGACGACCACUUCACCUGAUGCCUCUACCACCAAACUCCCAAUCUCUGCCGAUUCAUCGUCGCAUACAGUCAAUCUUCCUUCCCCAAAUGAGCCACCCACACCAUCACUACCACAACCAUCUAUCCGUCUGCUCUUCUCGCUCGUUCCAAGACGAGAUUUCUUCAUUAUCGUCCUUCCAGCGAUUAUCACCUCAAUGGUCUCGGGAGGCAUCGCGCCUUUCAUGACCCUUGUCGUAGGCCAAGUCUUUGAUGCGCUUUCCAAGUUCCCGAUCACGUCCAACCCACCAGAGUCCGCUAAGCAAGAACUUCUGCAUGAUGUCGGCAUGACUGCCAUUGAACUGGUUGCACUCGCGGUCGGAGCUCUUGCCUUAAGCAGUUUGACAUCAAGUCUCUGGAUAUGGACCGGUGAGCGCAACCUUCUCGCCGUCCGCAAACAGGUGUAUGCCGCCGUCACUCGUAAGGACAUGAUCUGGUUCGACACCAAAAUGGGCGAGGAAAAUUCCGUACAAACCACCGAGGGCGAUGGACCCGUCGGCGCUGGAGGUCUCAUGGCCAAGUUUGCCAGAGAUACCGAUGAUGUCCGAAUGGCAUCUUCACUGGCUUCGGGAAUGCUCGUUCAAUACUUGACGACAACCAUUACCUGCCUCAUUCUCGCUUUUGUCCGUUCCUGGUCACUGACGCUAGUAAUCCUCUCUGCGGUACCCCUCAUGAUGUUUAUUCAAGCGCUUUCCCAAGCCUUCGUCGGUCCCAAUUUGAACAACGAACGUACGCAUACAGCGGCUGCUGCGACGUUGGUCGACCGCGCUGUCUCCGCGAUCUCGACGGUCAAAGCAUUCAACGCAGAACUGCACGAGGCCGAGAAUAUCGGUGCAAUCCUUGACAAGCUUCAAUCUGCUGCAAACAGGUGUAUCACUGUUUGGGGUAUCACCGCAAGUCUUUCCCAAUUCGUCAUGAUGGCCAUGUUCGUGCAAGGAUUCUGGUUUGGCUCGAAGCUGGUGCGCGAGGGCGCGAUCAGCGUUGGCGAUGUGACAGCCGUAUUCUGGGCGUGUCUCAUCGCAUCGAGCAACCUUCAGAUGUGCAUUCCUCAAUUCAUCGUCUUUGCCAAGGGUAAAUUUGCAAUGGCAUCUCUCGUCGCCCUUAUCGAGUCCUCUGCAUCUCCUGGUGCUGGUCGUUCCAGCUCUUCCGUUCGCACUUCUCCCAGAAAGUCCCGCCGUACAGUCGAGUUACGCAAGAUCAUCCCUGCGAACUGUGCCGGAGGACUGGAGUUGAUCGAUGUCACUUUCGCUUACCCUUCUCGUCCUACGAUGCCAGUUCUCCACGACAUCAACCUCUUCCUCCCAGCAGGCGAAACAACUUUUGUCGUUGGCGGAUCUGGAUCGGGCAAGUCUACUAUUGCGCAACUCCUUCUCCGGAUGUACGACAUCCAGGAAGGCAUGAUCCGUCUGGACGAACAAGACAUGGCUUACCUCGACGAGGACUGGACCCGCCAACACAUCUCCGCCGUCUCGCAGAAUUGCAUCCUCUUCGACAUGACCGUGCACGAGAACGUCGCGAUGGGGCUUGCCGGACCUGGAAGCAAGCGCAGACCGGAAGACGUCACUCGCGAAGAAGUCAUCGCGGUGUGCAGGGCUGCGUUGAUGCAUGAAUUUGUCAGGGAUUUGCCUGAUGGCUAUGAUACUAAACUUGGUAAUGGCGGAGCAAACUUGAGUGGAGGCCAGAAGCAAAGAUUGGCUAUUGCGCGUGCGUUGUUGCGAAACCCGACUGUCCUUAUUCUCGAUGAAGCCACGUCCGCGCUGGACGCGACGUCCCGCCUCCUCGUGUUCGAAGCCAUCAAGACAUGGCGACGAAACAUGACCACCAUCGUCAUUACCCACGACCUUUCCCAAAUCACAUCCGAAGACUUCGUCUACGUGUUGAAGGGUGGUGAACUCGUCGAACAGGGCUUCCGAGAGGACCUCGAGAAGAGUUCUGAUAACGAGUUUUUCAGGAUGGCUAACGUCCAAAACGCCUCUGGCGGAUUCCUUCCGGAGCGAGAUCCUCGGGAGGAUGAACCUGCAUUGGAUGCUAUCCUUGAGCAGCAUGAGGCUGAGAGGGAUAAGGAACUUGAGGCUGUAGGGUUCAACAGGUUAACGCUUAAACAUCAAAGCAUCUAUCGUCCUAUCACUAUGGGCAAUUGGAUGCUCGAUGUUGUGGCGGAUUUGACCCGACCUACUGCUACUGCUGAUGUUCCUACCAUUGGAGCACCUCGCCAACCACACCGAACCAGUCGUUUCAUCCCCGCUGAAGCGACUGAGGUCGCCGAAAACCCUUUCAAGGACAAUCGUCGAACGUUGCAUAUCACAGUUCCUUCCACGCCUUCCCCUGUCGCCAUUGCUGGUGCUGCUAACCGCCGCCUUAGCUUGCCCUUCACACCCACUUCACCCACUUCCGGGUUCAGCCGCUCCAGCACUUCAUUGUUGUCUCCGACUCUGAUCGACGAGGACGAGUUCUUUUCGGAGAAAAAUGGAUUCGAACGAUUAGGUCGUCGUACGACGAGAAGACGCUUGACCGAUGCUUCUGAGAAGCUGCUGCCCAUGAAGCCUGUUCGUGCCAAGUGGGACGAAGCUGUUUUGUCCUCAGUGAAGGUUGAGGGAUCUAACAAUAAUGAGGAGACCAAGGAAUCCCCGGCUGGACCUCAGGUUUCCUUCCUCCAACUUAUGCGCGAUAUCUAUCCUACCAUCCCUAACAAACCUCUCAUUCUCCUGGGUCUCCUCAUCUGUCUGGCUAGCGGCGCCAUGACUCCCGUUUUCUCCUACCUCCUUUCUCGUCUUCUCUUCGAAGUCUCUAUCGGUGCCAAGAACGUGUCCUUGAUCAACACCUACGGCGGGAUCGUUCUUGCCGUCGCUGCCAUCGAUGGUCUCCUUCUGGGCCUCAAGUACUUCAUCAUGGAGUACGCGGCUAUGAAGUGGGUUACUCAGAUUAGGAAGAUAUGCCUCAAGCUUGUGCUCUCUCAGGACAAGAAAUGGUUUGACAAGACGGAAAACAGUUCUGUGAGGUUGAUGCAAAUCCUCAUCAAGGAUGGUGACGACGCACGAUCGCUCAUCGCUACCGUUCUAUGCCAAUGUUUCGUCGUCCUCGCCAUGCUCGGAAUUGGUCUUAUCUGGGCUCUGGUUGUGGGUUGGCAAUUGACUCUCGUCGGUCUUGCCUUCGCACCGGUAUUCUCCCUCGCCAUGACUGUUCAGACAAACUUGGUGGCCAAGUGUGAGGUUCGCAACAAGCGUGCACGUGAAGACGUCGCUAAGGGUUACUACGAUGCUAUUUCUAACAUCCGUGGUAUUCGUGCUAUGGGCUUCGAGUCUGCCUUCCAGGAGAAGUUUGACAAGUCCGUGGAUGACGCCCUCUUGACAGGAGUGCGAGGUGCCUUUGUCGAAGGCUGCACCUAUGGUGUGGCCAGUGCACUCAUCUAUUUUGCUGAAGCACUUUUGUUCUAUGUCGGUGCCGUAUUGAUUGCGGGCGGCACCUAUGAUUAUCUCCGUAUGAUUCAAGUCUUGAACUUGAUCAUAUUUACUGUCUCUAUUGGUUCUCAACUGAUGGCAUUCACUCAACGAAUCGCCAAGUCCGUCCAGGCGACGCGCGAUUUCAAUACCCUUGUUAAGCUCUCCACCGAUACCGAGGAAUCUCGUGGAACCUUCGAGCCCACCAUUGCCGGCAACGUUGCCUUCAACCACAUUUCCUUCUCAUACCCCGAACGCCCAGACGUACCCAUCCUCAAAGAUCUUUCAGUUGAGAUCGGCGACAGCGAAUGCGUCGCUAUCGUUGGUGCAUCAGGGUCCGGCAAAUCCACUAUGGCCGCACUCCUCCAGCGACUAUACCAACCCAACUCUGGAUCUAUCACCAUCGGUCUGAACGAGCUCAGCAUGACUGACGUCCACCACCUGCGUAACCACGUUUCAGUGGUUAGCCAAUCGCCCAACCUCUUCGAUUGCUCGAUCGCGGAGAACAUUGCGUACGGCAACAAGUCGCUCUCUGAUGCGGAUAUCCGUGCUGCAGCCAAGGCAGCUCACGUUCACGAUUUCAUCAUGUCUCUCCCCAAGGGCUACGAUACCGCAGUCGGCGAAAACGCGUCUUUGAUCUCUGGUGGACAGGCACAACGAUUGCAGAUUGCUCGUGCUUUGGCUCGACCGGCGAAGAUUCUUAUCCUUGACGAGUGCACAUCGGCUUUGGACCCUCAGAACCAAGCUGCCGUGAUGGAGACUAUCAUGGACGCCAAGGUCGGACGGACGACGCUUAUGGUGACACAUAAGCUUCCGGUUAUGCGGAUGUGCGAUCGGAUUUUGGUGGUGCAUGAGGGCACUAUCGCUGAGGAGGGCACAUACGAUGAGCUCAUGCAACGACGCGGCAUCUUUGCACAACUCGCUAGUGGUGGAGAGUGGAUGGAUUGAUUCCACCCUUUGGCUUCUUCUCAUUUCUUUCCUUUGACAAUUUUCUUUUUCACUUUCUCUGCAGUUUCGUUCCAACUACCUCAGGAUUUUUCGGUUAUUAGGAUGCGUGUGCGGUGCUUAGUGCCACCGUUGCAGCGUCAUCUACUCUACUUUCGACUUUCACGAUUUUGUUUAUUUCAUCAUCUAUCUUCAUGACCGCAUUGUAAAAGUAUAUCCUGCAUCCUUUUGUAUCAUUUAGAACAAUCAAUGACAAUGACGAUUCUAAUGC
Molecule: messenger RNA, 5537 nt
Organism: Somion occarium
Lineage: Eukaryota; Fungi; Basidiomycota; Agaricomycetes; Polyporales; Cerrenaceae
Source: the annotation of a GenBank genome assembly